Molecule: messenger RNA, 1255 nt
Organism: Rana temporaria (common frog)
Lineage: Eukaryota; Metazoa; Chordata; Amphibia; Anura; Ranidae
Gene: HADH
Product: hydroxyacyl-CoA dehydrogenase
Exons: 8
Coding region: 69-1001 (310 amino acids)
Biological process (GO): fatty acid beta-oxidation
Cellular component (GO): mitochondrion
Molecular function (GO): NAD+ binding; (3S)-3-hydroxyacyl-CoA dehydrogenase (NAD+) activity
Source: RefSeq, a predicted model, not a curated record
GGCGCUGAGUAUUGACGUCACGAGCUGUCACUCGCAGUGUCCUUCACCCCACACACUUCUUAGCAGACAUGGCCUCCGCUAGCCGGCAGCUCGUCGCCUGUAUGUCCAGCAGCACUGCCGCCAGGAAGCUGGCCAUCAAGCAUGUCACUGUGAUCGGGGGCGGCCUGAUGGGCUCCGGGAUAGCACAGGUGGCGGCAGCAACAGGACACAUCGUAGUAUUAGUAGACCAGACUGAUGAAAUCUUGAAAAAGUCCUCCAGAAAUAUAGAGGAGAGCUUGAAGAGGGUUGCCAAGAAGAUGUUUGCAGACAAGCCUGAGGCAUCAUCUCAGUUCCUUCAAAAAACUUUAUCAAACCUAAGCACAAGCACAGACGCCGCAGCAGUAGUACACAGCACUGAUCUUGUGGUAGAGGCAAUUGUAGAAAACUUGGAAGUCAAACAUGAACUCUUCAAGAGACUGGAUAAAUUUGCCCCAGAACAUACCAUAUUUGCCAGCAACACUUCAUCCUUGCCAAUAACUGACAUCGCCAAUUGCACAACCAGACAGGACCGGUUUGGAGGCUUACAUUUCUUCAAUCCUGUCCCAAUGAUGAAGCUGGUGGAGGUCAUUAAGGCCCCUAUGACAAGCCAGACAACUUUUGACUCUCUCAUCGAUUUUAGCAAAGCACUUGGAAAGAUGCCCGUGUCAUGUAAGGACACUCCUGGCUUUAUUGUUAACCGCCUUCUGGUCCCCUACUUGAUGGAAUCAGUCCGCCUUUAUGAGCGAGGAAAUGCAUCUAAAGAAGACAUAGACAUUGCAAUGAAAUUAGGAGCUGGAUAUCCAAUGGGCCCUUUUGAACUCUUGGAUUAUGUUGGUCUCGACACUAGCAAAUUUAUCAUUGAUGGUUGGCACCAGAUGGAACCUGAAAACCCUCUCUUUGCACCCAGUGAGUUGCUUAAUAAACUGGUGGCUGAGAACAAACUGGGAAAGAAGACUGGAGAAGGUUUUUAUAAAUACAGAUAACCGGCUUACCACUCUGAAGACGUCCCUUUUUUUUAUAAGUCUUUCCGCUUGUGCCAUGGUGACUGUGACAGUUGCUGCUUGUUAACUGGCCAUUUUUACCAUAGUAGUAUUUUCUACACUCAUCAUGUCCACACUAGUGCCUUAGUGCAAAGAUUGUUUCUGUUCAGGAUAAAAAAAAUCCUUUUGUACAGACGCUUUUCAGGUGUUCAAUUGUCAUAACCAAGCCACAACCAAUAAAAAGAAUAUGGGAAUUA